GAAGCGCACAACGCAUCUUUCGUCGCUGUCGCCGUCGCCGUUGCCGCCGCCUUCGGCGCGACGACGCUGCCGCCCGCGAAAAAGCGCAUUCGUUGCAGUCGUCGUCGCGCGAAACUUUCACGCUGGCCUCGCAUCGUUGUUUGCGAACAUUUGCAGUAACGAAGUGGAUGGGGCUAUUUUGAAGGACACAACUACCGAGACUGUAGUGCGUACAGCGGAUUGGCGGCCAGUUGGCAGCCGGGAAAGUGUCAAAACAAAAGUUUCGAUCGAUAAAACGUAUCUACACCUUUAGUGUAGAAUUAAAAAAGGACGUUGGAACAAAGUUUCUUGGAGUUUUUAGGUUAUCCGCUUCUCGAGUGCAUGCAUUUCAUUUCUCUAUGUUUCAUUUUUCAGCACCUACGUUUGACUUAAUUAAACACUGCUCUGAGUCUGCUCUGAGCGAAGAGGGAUUCUUCUUAUGUAAUGUAUAAAAUUAAUGUUGUUCAAGAGUCUUCAAAUCAGUGGAAUCAAGAUCUUGCGUUAAUUUCCACGUCCAUUUAGACUUUUUUCGAAGGACGCUUUCAUUGUAUUUGAUUACAUGAUCAUUUUUUGGUCUGUGUAUGCUCUGUGAAAGAUAUAUAUUUGAAAAAUAUUUUGAGUCAGUCAAAAAGUUAAAUAGGAUCUUCGAUCAGUGAACGGACCAUCUUUUGCAAUAAGGAUAGACGAAUGUUAAUAGAAUGUUGACUAUCAUGAGCAACAACAGCGAUUACUUGACAAAUAUGUUUUUGCAUUCAAUGCAAAAAUAUAUCUGGAUUGAGUCAGAUUUGCUGAGAAAAUUCCGACGAAUUUUUUGAUUGAUUCAAUAUAUAUAUUCUUCGUGUAUAAUCUUGUAAUUCCAUGUUUCGUUCUCGAUUAAGCGCACACCAGUGCUGAACGCGCAGCGUGGUGCUAUUAACUGCGGCGGUCGCGUGACCAAUCUACGUUAUCAGUUGCGUCGAUUAGAGGCGCGUUUCGAUUUUCCCAAACUGUGACGGAGACCGCGAUACCGAAAUUGUGUUAAUACUCGCGAUAGCGAAAUAGGAAAUGUACAGCAGAACGCAGCAUCGACCGCUGGAAUGUCGGUUGGGCAAAAGAGAUUGGAGGAAUUUUAUCGGAGAAAGAAUUUUAUCGGAACAAAUCAAACUUUUGAUUGAGGUUUCACGAAGCGACUGAGUUUCUGCAUGUCUUAUUUCGCAUAAAUAUAGUCGUUCUCAACAUUCACCAUGCAAAAUGUGUCGAACGUUGCUCUUCUAAUCAGCGAAUUCUUACCGAUGGGAUUCCACGAGUGAAUUCCACGAGUUAAAAGUCGAGGUGCACGGAAAUUCAACGAAAAUUCAAACAAAGGUUCUGCGUGAGAAUUCAGGGAGAAUCGUCAAAUUUUGAAGAAACGAUGCAGAUGCACCCCGGAUGCGAGAACGAAAGAUACUGCGGGACAUUGUCGAUCUAUAUCGCGGGCUUUAUCGGAUGGAAUCUCGCCAAUUCGAUGGGGGAUGCGCACAAAUAUUAGGGAUCUGCGCGAUUGGCUUCGGGAGCAAGCCCCGAGUGUGCUCGAGAUAUCUGAUCAUCUUAACCCAGAAUCACCGGGACCAAUUUAUCGAUAAUUUCGAAUUAUUCUGUAGAGUGGAGAAACAAUUUAUUCGCAAACGACGUCGGGAGAGGAUGAUUUUACAACCAAGUAAUUCCCUAGAAAGUCAUUGCUGGAGCAGAGCGCGAAUGUGGAGAGCUUUAAGUAAUGUCAUUAAUAAUUCAUCCUCACUUGACGUAUAAUAGAUGGAUUGCUACAAGAAGAAGAGUUUUCCAAAAUCUCCGCGGUACUCUGGCGACAUUUUUCCGCGAUCUCACGAUGAACCAAUGAGAUUUCUCAUACAAACUCUUAUGCACAUCCGAUCAGCAUAUACUUAUCUCGUUUCAAUCCCUCAGCUCUGUCUUAUCUUAGCCCUCUCCCUCUCUCCGACUACUACAGUCAUCUUUACGCCCACAGUUUGCUGUAUCCGCCUGACUGUCCGUCGUCUCUUGCGCGAUUUCACUUCGUAAACACAUUUAUCACCACCUGACUGUGACCCACCCCCCUCGUUACCGCACUUUAAGUUUGGUUGCACCUCGCUGAGAACCGCCACGUCGCAUCGACAUUGUCAUGGCAACGGUUUAGGAUCGUGCGUGUUCUUUUCCAAACAAACGCCCCCCAGACCGCCGACCAACCGAUCGGUAACAGUAUACGUGGAAACCAUCCACCGCGGAGGCUGCGUGGCUGGAUUAAUUAACGUCUAUCUUUUUUUUAACGGUGGGAGUUGCCCAACCCCGACGUGACCAUGAACGACUGCUUGUCGUUGAAUGCGACCGCCUGCCGCGUCGCUCAACUGGCGCGGGAAAAGGAAGAGAAACGUGCCCUGGAGCGGCGGCGUCACCUUGUUUACCUGAUCGCUGCCUUCUUACGGGAGCAAGGAUAUUCCAAUACCGCGGAGAGCCUCUUGAAGGAAGCACAGCUCUCCCGAGACGUUCACGUAUGCGAUAAUAUCGAUCUGGAGACUAUCAUUCUCGAGUACGCCGAUUAUUAUUACGCCAAGUACAACAGAUACCCCAAGUUCUGCAAGAAGAUGGAAGCGGCCGGGAACGUCUCGCAAAAUACCUGUGGCAAAAAGGAGAGAAUCUCGAAGGUUUUUAAUUUGAGACAAGAGGACGGCAGAUUCGUCGGCGACGAGAGUAACAAUAUCGGUAAGAGCAGGAUCGCGCUGAGGCACGGCGGUGUCAUCGCGCCAUCAAAUGAAUUGAAUCUCGGUAUCACGGUGACGCCGAUUUUCCCGGUGGAGAGCGGCGAUCGAACAGUGGCAGCGGCGGUGGUGCAGCCGAUACCGACAUCUGAUGAAACGUUCGCCGAUAAUAACGAGAGGAUACUGAAACCCAUCGGCGAUCUCUACCGACCUGGCUCCGAGCUGAAGGAGAUCGCCGACGUUAUAUCGCGGGAGAUCGUGCAACAAAACUUAAACGUUCACUGGGACGAUGUAAAGGGACUGAACUUUUGUAAAGAGUUACUAAAGGAGGCUAUAGUCUAUCCCAUGAAGUAUCCGAGUUUGUUCAGUGGGAAACUCGGCGCUUGCAAGGGCGUCUUAUUGUACGGCCCACCGGGAACCGGUAAGACGAUGCUCGCGAAAGCCGUCGCUACCGAGUGCCAAUCGACCUUUUUCAACAUCACCUCAAGUUCCGUCAUCAGCAAGUGGAGAGGCGAUUCCGAAAAAUAUAUUCGCGUGCUCACCGAUCUCGCCAAACAUUACGCGCCCACGAUCAUCUUUAUCGAUGAGAUCGACUGGACAACCACGAAGAACACGGACCACGCUUCGUCAAGUUCGGAGCCAGCUAGGAGAUUUCGAGCGGAACUUCUCGCCAGAUUAGACGGGUUGUUGUCGAUGGAAUAUAUGAAUGUGAUAUUGUUAGCAGCCACAAACGUUCCAUGGAAUAUAGACGUCGCCUUGUUGAGACGUUUAGAGAAGCGUAUCUUUGUGGAUCUACCUGAUCAGGACAGUCGACUAGAAAUCUUACGUUUUUACGUGCAUCGUGAUCUGUACGAGACGCCAGAGAUGUCGAAGCUCGUACGGGAAACCGCGGGCUAUUCGUGUGCGGAUCUGAAGCUGUUGUGCAAGGAGGCGUGGAUGAAUCAGUUGCGGCCCGUUUGGGCCAAGCUCGAGAACAAAACUCUCAUGGUAAAUGAUAUUCAAAACGACGGUCUGAUUGAUGAGAUGAGUCACAUCGUGCUCGCCAAGAAUAGCGUGAAGCCGAUUGCCAAGCACAUGAGCGACCAAUACGACAAGUGGCAUUUAGAAUUUGGCUCCUUUAGAUAAUUCCUUCUAUAAGUGUAGACG
Messenger RNA from Odontomachus brunneus, 3872 nucleotides. RefSeq names its product katanin p60 ATPase-containing subunit A-like 2. Gene Ontology annotation, molecular function: ATP binding; ATP hydrolysis activity; protein binding. Lineage: Eukaryota; Metazoa; Arthropoda; Insecta; Hymenoptera; Formicidae. The record is from RefSeq and is a predicted model, not a curated record. Bases 2328 to 3851 code for a protein of 507 amino acids. The transcript is spliced from 8 exons.